Hyaloscypha bicolor E is the source of this 1785-nucleotide messenger RNA. Its product is annotated as general substrate transporter. Gene Ontology annotation, cellular component: membrane. NCBI's taxonomy places the organism in Eukaryota, Fungi, Ascomycota, Leotiomycetes, Helotiales, Hyaloscyphaceae. The record is from RefSeq and is a predicted model, not a curated record. Gene Ontology annotation, molecular function: carbohydrate:proton symporter activity. Gene Ontology annotation, biological process: transmembrane transport; carbohydrate transport. The coding region runs from base 1 to 1656 and encodes 551 amino acids. The transcript is spliced from 3 exons.
AUGGGCGGCGGAGGAGUUGCUAUCCAUGGCACGACUGAUGUCGGCCGGAUCGAAGCUCCAGUCACACUGAAAGCUUACCUCAUAUGUGCCUUUGCUGCGUUUGGGGGCAUCUUUUUCGGGUAUGACACCGGUUGGAUGUCUGGUGUUCUGGCCAUGCCAUAUUUUAUCACCCAAUACACCGGCCUCCCUAAGCCAGCUGCCAGUGACACAGCUGCUGUAAACGCCUUCCACCUUACGGCUCAGGAUCAGUCUUUGACUACGUCGAUUCUUUCAGCUGGUACAUUUUUCGGUGCUAUCGCGGCUGGAGACAUUGCCGAUUUUAUUGGUCGUCGCGUGACUAUUAUCGUCGGAUGCGGAGUUUUCACAGUUGGAUGUAUCCUCGAGACUGCUUCAACGAGUCUGGGAGUCAUGGUCCCUGGUCGUUUCAUUUCGGCCAUUGGUAUGCUAACUUCAGUAGUCAUAUUAUACAUGUCAGAAAUUGCUCCCCGAAAGGUUCGCGGUGCUCUCGUUUCCGGAUACCAAUUCUGCAUUACAAUCGGUAUUCUUAUCGCCAACGGCGCUGUUUACGGCACGAAGCAGCGAAACGACAGUGGAUCAUACCGUAUUCCCAUCGCCAUCCAAUUCGCUUGGGCUCUUGUCUUAGCUAUUGGUCUAGUGUUCCUUCCCGAAUCACCGCGUUACUUCGUCAAAAAGGGGAGGGUCGAGGAGGCCGCAAAAGCUCUAGCUUCCGUCCGUGGACAGCCAAUAGAUUCCGAAUACAUCCAAGACGAACUAGCAGAAAUUGUUGCGAAUUUUGAGUACGAGCAGUCUGUUAUCCCACAAACAUCAUAUAUCGGAGGCUGGACCAAUUGCUUCUCAGGCUCGCUUUCCGACGGAAGCAGCAACCUUCGAAGGUCAAUUCUCGGUAUCAUGAUGCAAAUGAUGCAACAACUCACUGGUAUCAACUUUAUCUUCUACUUUGGAAAUGUAUUCUUCACCUCCCUUGGAACGAUUCACAAUCCGUUCUUGAUCUCUAUCCUCACCGCACUCGUCAAUACAGUCUGCACUCCAGUUGCGUUCUGGGCCGUUGACAAGAUUGGCCGCCGAAGCCUUCUUAUAUGGGGGGCAGUUGGUAUGAUCGCAUCGCAACUCAUUGUAGGCGUUAUUGGCGUCACUGCCGGAAGGCUCGAGAAACACAACAAUUCCGCUGUUUCUGCGAUGAUUGCCUUUAUCUGCUUCAACAUCGCUUUCUUCUCAGUCACCUGGGGACCUGUCGCAUGGGUCGUCGUUGGAGAAGUCUUCCCCAUUCCGAUCCGCUCCCGAGGUGUUGGUCUUGCCACCUCCUCCAACUGGUUUUGGAACUGCAUCAUCGGCGUUAUCACUCCAUACCUCGUGGGUACAGAGAAGCACGAUGCAAACCUCGGUGCCAAGGUGUUCUUCAUGUGGGGAGGACUCUGCUGCAUAUCUCUCACAUUCGCAUACUUUCUCGUCCCUGAGACCAAGGGUCUCUCCCUCGAGCAAGUGGACCGCAUGCUGGAAGAGACAUCUCCUCGGACUUCCUCAAAGUGGGUGCCCCACUCUACCUUCGCGGCGGAUAUGGGUCUCGUUAACAAGGGCGGGAACUCAACGUCGGCUGAGGAGACGAUCGAAGUUAGCAAUGAGAAAUCCAUGGUUUGAGAAGCUUUAGACUCAUUGCAGGAGCGAUGCAGAGGUGAAUUUUGCAACGGGUGGUAGAAAACAUUUUCAGGGGAAGGUGGCAUAAGAUGCGCUCUACAUGAAAUCACGCACAAGUCACUUUGUAUUAAC